Molecule: messenger RNA, 6969 nt
Organism: Rhinolophus ferrumequinum (greater horseshoe bat)
Lineage: Eukaryota; Metazoa; Chordata; Mammalia; Chiroptera; Rhinolophidae
Gene: SLC23A2
Product: solute carrier family 23 member 2
Exons: 17
Coding region: 478-2430 (650 amino acids)
Biological process (GO): L-ascorbic acid metabolic process; transmembrane transport
Cellular component (GO): membrane
Molecular function (GO): transmembrane transporter activity
Source: RefSeq, a predicted model, not a curated record
ACCUCUUCGCCAGUAAGUUAAAAAAAACCUGACGGCCUGGAGAAAGGGUGACAUUGCCUUGAGACAUCCGACCCACUAAGCCCAAUGCCCCGCAAGCUGCUUGAUUAUCUUCACGGAGCGCUGACAAGGCUCAGCGUCAGGCAGGGUAAAAAGGGGACACCAGGAGGGGGAGACUCCCGGCGAGCGCUCUGCAUUCCAGGUCUUGACCCGGCUAUCUGGGACUGUCUGUGCGAUUUCAAGCUUGGACCUCAGCAGCACGAGGAAAUGGAGUUCAGCGGUGUAUAACGGGAAGCAUAUGGACAGGUCCACGUCCCUGCAUUUAGGUGCUAAGAGAUGGUGCUUGUGGGGCUCAUCUCUGCCUGAGAAUUGGGUGCUUCAGGCACUGGAAGAGCCAACUCUGAUCCUGGGCUCCCUGCUUGAACAAGCCUUCACUUUGAGCCACUCCAGUCCAACGGUCAAACUACUCCUUUUCUCUUAAUGAUGGGUAUUGGUAAGAACACUACGUCCAAAUCCAUGGAGGCUGGGAGUUCAACCGAAGGCAAAUAUGAGGAUGAAGCGAAGCACCCUGCUUUCUUCACCCUUCCGGUGGUGAUAAAUGGGGGUGCCACGUCCAGUGGUGAACAGGACAAUGAGGACACGGAGCUGAUGGCAAUCUACACGACAGAAAACGGCAUCGCGGAAAAGAGCUCUCUGGCCGAGACCUUGGAUAGCACCGGCAGUCUAGACCCCCAGAGAUCGGACAUGAUUUAUACCAUAGAAGAUGUUCCUCCCUGGUACCUGUGCAUAUUUCUGGGGCUGCAGCAUUACCUGACAUGCUUCAGUGGCACGAUUGCAGUGCCCUUUCUGCUGGCCGAUGCCAUGUGUGUGGGGUACGACCAGUGGGCCACCAGCCAGCUCAUCGGGACCAUUUUCUUCUGCGUGGGAAUCACAACUUUGCUGCAGACAACAUUUGGAUGCAGGUUACCCCUGUUUCAGGCCAGUGCUUUUGCAUUUCUGGCCCCUGCUCGAGCCAUCCUGUCUUUAGAUAAAUGGAAAUGUAACACCACAGAUGUUUCAGUUGCCAACGGAACAACAGAACUGUUACACACAGAGCACAUCUGGUAUCCUCGGAUACGCGAGAUCCAGGGGGCUAUCAUCAUGUCCUCCCUGAUAGAAGUGGUCAUCGGCCUCCUAGGCCUGCCUGGGGCUCUGCUGAAAUACAUCGGGCCCCUGACCAUUACGCCCACGGUGGCCCUCAUUGGCCUCUCUGGCUUCCAGGCAGCGGGAGAGAGAGCAGGGAAGCACUGGGGCAUCGCCAUGCUGACAAUUUUCCUAGUAUUACUGUUUUCUCAAUAUGCCAGAAACGUUAAAUUUCCUCUCCCAAUUUACAAAUCCAAGAAAGGAUGGACUGCAUAUAAGCUACAGCUUUUCAAAAUGUUCCCUAUCAUCCUGGCCAUCCUGGUGUCCUGGCUGCUCUGCUUCAUCUUCACAGUGACAGACGUCUUCCCGCCUGACAGCACCAAGUAUGGCUUCUACGCUCGAACAGAUGCGAGGCAGGGUGUGCUCCUCGUAGCCCCGUGGUUUAAGGUCCCGUACCCGUUUCAGUGGGGACUGCCCACCAUCUCCGCCGCUGGCGUCAUCGGCAUGCUCAGUGCCGUCGUUGCCAGUAUUAUCGAAUCUAUCGGGGACUACUACGCCUGCGCAAGGCUGUCCUGUGCCCCACCGCCUCCCAUCCAUGCAAUAAACAGGGGGAUUUUCGUGGAGGGUCUCUCCUGUGUUCUCGAUGGCAUAUUCGGUACCGGGAAUGGCUCUACUUCAUCUAGUCCCAACAUUGGAGUUUUGGGAAUUACUAAGGUUGGCAGUCGCCGGGUGAUACAGUACGGGGCCGCCCUCAUGCUGGCCUUGGGCAUGAUCGGGAAGUUCAGCGCCCUCUUCGCCUCCCUUCCGGAUCCUGUGCUUGGCGCCCUCUUCUGCACUCUCUUUGGCAUGAUCACAGCCGUUGGACUCUCCAACCUACAGUUCAUUGAUUUAAAUUCUUCCCGGAACCUCUUUGUGCUUGGAUUUUCAAUCUUCUUUGGGCUCGUCCUUCCAAGUUACCUCAGACAGAACCCUCUUGUCACAGGGAUAACAGGAAUCGAUCAAGUGUUGAACGUUCUGCUCACAACUGCUAUGUUUGUAGGAGGCUGUGUAGCUUUUAUUUUGGAUAACACCAUCCCAGGCACUCCGGAGGAAAGAGGAAUCAGGAAAUGGAAGAAGGGCGUGGGCAAAGGGAGCAAGUCGCUCGAUGGCAUGGAAUCCUAUGAUUUGCCGUUUGGCAUGAACGUUAUUAAAAAAUACAGAUGCUUCAGCUAUUUACCCAUCAGCCCAACCUUCGUGGGCUACACGUGGAAAGGCCUCAGGAAGAGUGCGAACAGCCGGAGUUCAGACGAGGACUCGCAGGCCACGGUAUAGCCGCAGCUCACCCUGUGGCCUGGCCGCAGUGAGGCAUGAAUCUAGUCCCUUGCUGAGUAACAAGCAGUAACAUAUAUGUUUGUAUAUCUGCAUUUCCAUCCUGCACCCCAGAGCUAAGACAGAUUGCAAAUAGCUUCUUUGUUGUGAUGGUAAUCAUGUCUAAUAUGGUGUCCGCUUCUCUCCUUAUUUAAGUCCUGACCCCUUGCCCUUGAGAGUGUGUACUGCUGGCCAUGGUCACUGAACUUGAAGUUCCUGUCCUCCUCUGGGAGUGGAUCUUUGAAAUCCACAGCAAUUCCUUGUUUCCAGUCCCCUUCCACUACCCCUAGCUUGCCUGUAAGCCACCCCGGGGGUCCAGGGGCUUUCUGUCCUGGAAGCACCUGGACCUGCUAGCUUCUUAUUUGACCUUGGCCCGAACUGCAGAGACCUCCUGUGGUCAAGCAGCAAGUAUCUUCGCAUGGUCCCAAUUGACUGGUCAAAUGGGAUUCUGUGUUCCCUGAUACAGAAUGAGGAAGAGGCUGUUGACCUGAUUGAAAACUGACGUGGUUACCCUGUGCCCAAAUUUGUGCAUGGGUAAGGUCUGUACAGAUCGUAUUAGGUUGGCAACCUGUUUGGGGGAUUGGAGGGGAAGGGAAAGGACCUUGACAUCAGUAUCUGAUUCUCAACUGCUCUCUUGGUGCCGUGCUGGCCCAGGCUGGGCCAGCGCAUUUCAUACUGGCCUCUUGUUCCCUAGUGGCUGACACGUUAUCUGGCAUGUACCACUCCUGGCUGGUGCAACGGGUAUAGAGCGCCACACGACACCAACCAGAUGUUUGUGGGAGUCUUGGCUCUGCUGUCAUGUGGAUGUCAGUUCUUGUCGUGUGUGUCUAUAAAUACAAGGUUUUAUUCCUAUUGAGUGUUAUUGACUAUCGCAGAGUUUUGAAAUCAGUGUUUUUCCACGUGACCCUCUGACCUUGCACCCCUAUUACUUGUGUUCCACCCUCUCCCUCUCAUUAAGGAAAGAACCAGCAUUUGUAAAGCUGUGGACACCAUCAGGGAAGCUUGUUGUCAUGGCUUUUGAAGGCCAGUAACCAUUCUUGUGGUUGUAUUUUGUAUUGCUUGACACCAUGAAAGUGUAAAUACUGUAAUGCCUAAUCUAUUUAUCAAAACUGACUACUGGACCAGAGCCCAGAAACCAUGGGGUAUGUUGUACGUGAAUUUGUUUUGUGAAGAAGGGAAGCCAGGGCAGGUAACAAACAGAGCUGCCAUAGUGGCUGGUCUGGCAUCCUGGUAAAUUCAUCACCACAGUUCUGUUGCAAGUUAUUUCCGGCAGUUAAGGCUUAAGGAGACUUUCUGCGGGUUGCCAUAUUGCGUGUCCACUGGAUCUUGAUUUCGCAGAGGGCAAGAUUAGAUCUCCUGGCCAAAUACCUUUCUUGUUUAAGUUAUUGCAGAAGGUGGUGAAAAGGCAGCCGCCAGGUCCCUUCUGUCGAGUUCUAAUUAGAUAACACUAAAUUCUUUUGAGAAUAAAUAAAAAAGGUGAGUAAAGUUGAAUUUGGUUUGAAGUUUUUCAACCAAAGGGAAAGUCUGAGACAUAUAGUAGUGACCUCGCUUCCUGGGGUCGUGCUUCCUAAGUGUCCGUUGACCUGGUUGAGCCUUGGACGGCAGUGGGCAUUCCUGUCUCCCAUCAGUGGGACGCGGCCAAGGUGCAUUUCCUGCCCCUGUGGUUGCCUCUGCUACGCCAGUGGUAUCAUCGUGCAGCCUCCUUGGCUCCUGGAAAGUUGAGGGCUUCAGGGCUUGUUCAGGCAAGAACACUUCAGAGCCACUUCAUUUUUUGCCAAGACUUUAUUGCAGAUUAAGAACUUAGAUUGUAAAUUACGUGUCAUUUUAUAUGUUACCUUUUUUGAAGUAUAUUUGAGGCAUAGUUUAUUUCGCAGCACACUGUUAAGGAUGGCCAUCCCUCGAGGCUGGCAGCCCUCCUACCCUGAGUUGCUCUCAGUUCCUUCUAUUGGCAUUUUUGUUCAGCAUCUCCAAUUUCUCAGCUCUGAAAAAUGAGGAAAGCUGUUACACAUCUCAGAAAAUUGUAGUAUUCUAGCUCUGUAGGUAAGCAGAAAGACCAGAUACUCAAAUGAAAGCAUCUGAACCAUCAGUAAUUCAGAAACAAAUAUGUUCCCUUCAACCUAACUUAACCGGGCAUCUCCCGCCCAGGGGGUAUCACUCGGGGUAUGUGCACCAACAUCCAGAGACCCACUCCCUUCUGAAACCCCUCCUUGAGUUAGGUUUUACUGGGAGGUUUCAGAUGUGCUGGGUCAGGAGUGUCUACAAGCAUUCAGAUGGGGAGGGAGACCCUGUACCCACGCCACCUGUGGGAAAGGGGUUAUUGCCCUUCUUCUUCCAUUGAGGCCAACUUUAGAUUCUCUGUCCAAGGACAGGAGUGGGGAGAGGUAGAAGGCGACAGGAGGUGGGGAUGAAAGAGGGCAGUCUCACUAGGGGCGCCAUUGAGUCUGGUACUUUCUGUACAGCCUGUGAAACUCACCUUUGCUUGAGCGGUUGGAGUCUCAUGAUAACUAACACAUCUUGUAUGUGCAGCAACCACCAACCAUUUUAGGAAAUGGUCCUCCCGCUAGCAAAUAUGUGACAGUAUGAGUCUAAUUGAAAGAAAAAUGUGUUCAUCUGCUGCUUGGAUUUAAGCACACCCCCUGAAGGGGAUGCUUUGUGGGACAUGGCGGCCAUGCCUGGUCUCUCCCUGUUCACUUCCCACUUUUAACUGUCGGCCUGUGUUGCUGCGGCUGCACAGCGACCGUGCUUUGGCCAGUAGAAUGUUUUAAAAUACUUUAUACACAAAUGUCCCGGAGCAGGGCAUUCAGUGUCCAAUUUCUGACACUGACCACCUACCCACCAUCUUUACAUUUACAUGAGCCAUCCUGAUGUGCAAAAUAAAGUGAAAGUAUAAGGACAGUAGAUGCAGCCGAAUCACAGCAGGGGGUGGGUAAAGGAGACCCCCACCACUGGUUUUGAUAAAAUACCUAACAUGGUUCACAGAAUGAUGGGAAGUGUCUCUAGCCUUUGUAAGCAAUUUUCAUUUUCAUUCUCACUAGGGAGUUAAAGUUAGAUUCAUUGGUACAGAAUCUUAAGAGGGUUUCAAGUGUUAACUUUUAGUAAGUUUUCUUAUACUUGGUCAAGGCAAGAGAAGUGGCUUAACCAGGUCAACUAGAAUGAAGCAUCAUGGGUCCUGCUGGUUUCCCAUUUUCAUGAUAACAAAUUCACACACAGGAUUUGCUUUAUACUGUAGAAUACUGACUUUCAUGAUGACAACUUGGUUUAUGCAUGAAUAUUGCAGUAUUUCCAUAUAGUAAAAUAACAUUUCUACCCAGGAUAAUAGUCACAGUUUUCCAGGGAGGGAAUGAUAUGAUUUUCAUGACAAUGUCAUGUGAUGAUAGAAUUUCUCCAUUGAUGAAUCUCUAGUAUGUGUGUAUACUUUAUUUACCCAUGCGUAUAUUUUGUGACCAUAAGCUGAGUUGUUAUUUCUUUAAUUCAUGUCCCUGCUGAAGUAUUGGUACUAGCAACUUAGACCUGAAGUUGGCAACUAUAAUCUUCCUUAAUAUCGAUGCCACAAGAGUAGCCAGGCCAGAAGGAAGGUGGAUAAGGAGCUCUGGCACGAGGAAAGGCAGUACUCUGCAGGCCGCUGUGUGUGGAGUGUGCACUCAGCUACAGAUGUCAGGCCUGGCGUGGCUGUCGCUGAUGCCUGGUGUGUACGCCGCGCCACGCCCCCUGGACACCGUGGUCAAGUGCACGUGCCUGAGCAUUGGCAGGGAGCUGCCCCUGGUCUUUAGAGAAGAGCCUGGAGUUUCACGUGUUGCACGUGUUAUGCCCUGUCCCCUUGUGAUUUGGAUACGGGGAACAAGACAUCUCCCACCCUACCCCCUCCCCGUAGUCACAACCCAAGUAGUGCAGGACGACCGCCCAUUUUUGCCAGUGUUCAGUUUCCGCCCAUGGACCCAGAAAGCACGUUAGCGCUGGGAAUCCCUUUUCAGCAGCCUCGCACACAUUCCUGUCCUAGGCUGUUCUUGACUCUGCCUCGUCAUCACUACAAAGUAACUUCCGGCAUCCUUACAAUUCCUGUGUGUGUUUCCCAGCACUUAGUUCUCCCGUACCAGUGUGGCCAUCUUAUGGCAGUUCAAAUUAAUACCAUUUUUUGUUUGUAACAACCUCUGUUUGACAUAUUAAUAAAUUUCUGACUGUUCUUAAAACAGUGGGGAUGUCUAUAUUUUCCUUGAGUUUUUGUGACUGACUUUGGCUAUGUACCUUUCUGGGAUAUUUUUUUUUUUUUAUGUUGCAUACCAAGGGUAUGUGGGUGGGGUUGUUUUUUGAGAUGUGUAAUUCUUUUAUGGAGUUUUUAAAAAGAAUUUUCAUAUUGUUUUCUAACAUGGCUUCAUUAAACGUUUAAGUAUUUUAAAAAUAUGUAAUAUUUGGACCAGAUGUUGUGAAUAAUAGUAGAGAUAAAGCUAUUUUAUUCUGUAUUUUUAAAACUGUUCCGUACAAAUAAAAGCUCUCCUGGACACAGUU